AUGGCUCGAGGGCAGAAGAGUCGUUUAGAAGAGGAGGCGGAACGUGGGCUCCCGCAGUGGCACUGUGUGUGGACCCUGUGGAGGGGUGCCCGGGGGUGCCGGGGUGGGGGGCAGGCAGCGCUGGCCGCAGGCAACAAGGUGACAGUGGCCUCCUGGUUCCCUCGCAGCGGGCGUCGUGCAUGUCCGCCUGACAGCGGCCGGCCAGACCUGCGCCUUCUCAUCCACGCUGGUUUCCACUUUCCCUGCCGGAAAGUGUUAAACGAAUUAUCACGCAUCAAGCGCUCAGAACACUGCCUGGCAAAUAAUGAAUAUAAACUCUACUUUUAUUAUAAAUUAAUCAAUGCGGCGAGGCCUCACCGGGGCUCCAAUGUCCGUGGACGCGCGGGGCAGAGAAGCGGCAGAAAGGCAUGUGCCUCCAUCAUUUCACAGCGAUGCGGCAAGGCCUCACUGGGGCUACAAGGUCCGUGGACACGCGGGGCAGAGAAGCGGCAGAAAGGCAUGUGCCUCCGUCAUUUCACAGCAAUGCGGCGAGGCCUCACCGGGCUCCAAGGUCCGCGGACGCGCGGGGCAGAGAAGCGGCAGAAAGGCAUGUGCCUCCGUCAUUUCACAGCGAUGCGGCGAGGCCUCACCGGGACUCCAAGCGUCAUCGUGGACAAUCACAUCGACCUCCGGCGACGCAGCCGGGACGAGACCGAGACGACAAUGACGCCGGGGUCACUGCGGCUCCCCGGUGAGCCCCCACGUCUGACUUCAGCUCCGAGUUUCAGGACACAGCGGGCCUUCACCCACGCGGCCAGCUGA
Messenger RNA from Rangifer tarandus platyrhynchus (Svalbard reindeer), 801 nucleotides. The record is from the annotation of a GenBank genome assembly. NCBI's taxonomy places the organism in Eukaryota, Metazoa, Chordata, Mammalia, Artiodactyla, Cervidae.